GAACUCCUUGGUCAGUUUUAUCUACAAGCUAGAGAACGAGUACGACCGACUCACAUGCGGCAGACAGAGGGGCGCGUGCCGGUGUUCAGCCAUGAGGUAGUGCCUGACCAUCUUCGAACUAAGCCUGACCCUGAGGUGGAGGAGCAGGAGAAGCAGCUGAUCACAGAUGCAGCUCGAAUUAGCCCUGAUGUGGCACAGAAACAGAUCCAAAGUCUGAACAAAAUGUGCUCAAAUCUGCUGGAGAAAAUCAGUAAGGAGGAGCGUGACUCUGAAAGUGGAGGUUUACGACAGAACAAGCAGACUUUCAACCCUGCAGAUACCAAUGCGCUGGUGGCAGCUGUGGCCUUUGGGAAAGGACUGUCAAACCGGAGACCCCCUGGCUCUGGAGGAUCUGUCCAGUCAGGCCAGCCAGGAGCUGGUGCCAUCAUUGCAGGUGCUUCAGGCAUGCAGCAGGUCCCAAUGUCAGGUGCACCAGCUCAGCAGCAGCCAAUGCUGGCAGGAGUGCAGAUGGCACAAGCAGGACAGCCAGGAAAAAUGCCGAGUGGCAUAAAAACAAACAUCAAAUCUGCCUCAAUGCAUCCAUAUCAGAGAUGAGCUGAGAUGAACUAGACCCAGGGAACAGCAGUAACCAGCAUUGUUCCUGCUGCAGCCACCACACCUGGUUUCCUUCUAGGACUUCCAAGUCCCUCCACGUAUCCACAAACCAUAUCCAGGGAGAUAGGGGUUAUGAGGCCCUUCCCUGGGUUUUAUUUAGUGCUGGGUAGCUUGUGUGGAGCUGCUAGUGGCCAUGCCUCCUGGACACAAGUACUUCUCUGUUCAGUUGGAGCAGAGGACUUUGCUUCCGGUAUUGAUCCCAUCUUCUUCAGGUCUGGCCUGGAGGACAACUACCCUUUCCUGAUACAGAACCUGAAGAGCGGCACGGAGCACUCUGCUCCUUGUUUCUGCUUGUUCACUCGGGAUGUUCUUUCUUUACUCCCUCUCGUUGAAUAAAGACCUUGUUAUGCACAC
Gymnogyps californianus (California condor) is the source of this 1008-nucleotide messenger RNA. It is a transcript of the gene MED8, whose product is annotated as mediator complex subunit 8. The transcript is spliced from 5 exons. Gene Ontology annotation, biological process: regulation of transcription by RNA polymerase II. Gene Ontology annotation, molecular function: transcription coregulator activity; RNA polymerase II cis-regulatory region sequence-specific DNA binding. The record is from RefSeq and is a predicted model, not a curated record. Bases 55 to 594 code for a protein of 179 amino acids. Gene Ontology annotation, cellular component: mediator complex; core mediator complex. Lineage: Eukaryota; Metazoa; Chordata; Aves; Accipitriformes; Cathartidae.